AUGGAGAAGCUGCGGUGGUCCGCGGAGUCGUCGUCGCAGGGUGCGGUCCCGGAGCGGUUCCUCAUGCGGCUGGCAGCGGCGUCCCCGACGCUGGUGUCGCUGCCCGUCAUCGACCUCUCCCGCGGCCGCGACGAGGUCCGCCAUGCCGUGCUCCACGCCGGCAAGGAGAUCGGCUUCUUCCAGGUGAUCAACCAUGGCAUGCCAGAGCGUACAAUGAGGGAGAUGGAGAUGGCGUGCGGCGACUUCUUCCGCCUCCCGACAACGGACAAGGCAACACUGUACUCGGAGGACACCGGGCAGACCAACCGGCUCUUCUCCAGCACCAUGUACAGGUCCGCCGCCGGUGAGAGCUACUCAUGCCAUUGCCUCCAUCUCGCUUGCCACCCCGUCGAGCGCACCAAGCCCGCCUGGCCCGAGAAGCCCGCCGGGCUCCGCCCCGCCCUCGAGAACUUCAUCGUCCCCGCUCGCAGCAUCGCGAUGGAGCUCCUCCGUCUCCUCUGCGAGGGCGUCGGGCUCCGGCCGGACUACUUCGAGGGCGGCCUCACCGGCGGCGACGUGAUCGUCGACGCGAGCCACUACCCGCCGUGCGCGGACCCGGGCCUCACCCUCGGCCUGCCGCCGCGCUAUGGCCGGAACCUCAUCACCGUGCUGCUCCAGCCCGGGUACGUGCGUGGUCUGCAGGUGCUGUACAAUGGCGAUUGGGUCGACGUCGAGCCCAUACCGGGAGCGCUCGGCAUCAGCUUCGGACACCAGCUGGAGAUCGCCACCAACGGGGCGCUCCGGAGCGUGGAGCGCCGGACCGUGGCCAACGCCGUCGUGGGGAGGACCUCGGUGGCUGCCACCAUCAUGCCGACCAUGGACUGUGUGGUGGGGCCCGCCAAGGAGCUCGUCGGCGAGGGCAGGCCGGCGAGGUACCGGAGCGUCGCGUUCCGCGACUUCAUGCACGUCUACAAGACACUCGGCGCGUGCAAAGAGAGCGUCGAGGAGGCCUUAAAGAUCUCACCAUAUCAAGCAUCAUCAUGGUACAUGGGUAUGGAUACUACUAAUGAAUGA
Triticum turgidum subsp. durum (durum wheat) is the source of this 1053-nucleotide messenger RNA. Lineage: Eukaryota; Viridiplantae; Streptophyta; Magnoliopsida; Poales; Poaceae. The record is from the annotation of a GenBank genome assembly.